Heterocephalus glaber (naked mole-rat) is the source of this 6544-nucleotide messenger RNA. RefSeq names its product heat shock protein family A (Hsp70) member 12A (gene Hspa12a). The record is from RefSeq and is a predicted model, not a curated record. Lineage: Eukaryota; Metazoa; Chordata; Mammalia; Rodentia; Bathyergidae.
GUAAGCGUCCCAGGUCCCUACCAGGUGCCCGUAGACGUCGGCAGGCUGGAGGUAGAAGGUGGAGUUGAGCAGUUCUUCCAGCCUGCGCGGAACGUCGUUCUCCCGGUAGUACUCCAUCGCCUGCUGCUUCAGCUUCUGCAGCUCCUUAGUGGUCCCACAGCUGCGGCCGCCGCCUUCUUCCCCCAUGGUUCAUGCCUACGACAGAGUGAUCCCCCCAGGUGAAUUACUCCCCCAACAUCGGCGUGGCACUGACUACUUCAUAAAGCUAUUUAUGAAAACUCCUCUAGUGUGUGGACCCUGUCCCCGCAGUGUGUCGCUGCUGCCGCCAAGUGACAGAUGAACACAUCUGAGAUUCAGGGCUAAGCACCUUGCCCAAGGCCACACAACAAGUAGGUGAUGGAGAGUGUUGGCGUGUACGGAUUCUGUGGGUGUAAAGCAAAGAACAAACUGAAGUGUGAUUCAAGGUGGGAAAUAACCGCUGCAGAAACAGCCCCCACAUCUGAGUAUUCAUCUCCAGCCCGGAGUCUUGGAGACACAGGAAUAACACCUCUCUCUCCAUCCCAUAUUGUGAAUGAUGCCAACUCCAAUGCCUCAGAACAGCAGACAUUUCUUGUGGUGGUGGCCAUCGACUUUGGGACCACAUCCAGUGGCUAUGCCUAUAGCUUCACCAAAGAGCCAGAAUGCAUCCACGUGAUGAGGCGAUGGGAAGGAGGUGAUCCUGGCGUGUCCAACCAGAAGACCCCAACCACCAUCUUGCUGACCCCCGAGAGGAAGUUCCACAGCUUUGGGUACGCCGCCAGGGACUUCUACCAUGACCUGGAUCCCAACGAGGCCAAGCAGUGGCUGUACCUAGAGAAGUUCAAGAUGAAGCUGCACACCACAGGGGACCUCACCAUGGAUACAGACCUGAUGGCAGCAAAUGGGAAGAAAGUCAAAGCCCUUGAAAUCUUUGCUUAUGCCCUGCAGUACUUUAAGGAGCAGGCGCUGAAGGAGCUGAGUGACCAGGCGGGUACAGACUUUGAGAACUCUGAUGUCAGAUGGGUCAUCACAGUGCCUGCCAUCUGGAAACAGCCAGCCAAGCAGUUCAUGAGACAAGCUGCCUACCAGGCGGGCUUGGCCUCCCCGGAGAACUCGGAGCAGCUCAUCAUUGCCUUGGAGCCUGAGGCGGCCUCCAUCUACUGCCGGAAGCUGAGGCUGCACCAGAUGAUUGAGCUGAGCAGCAAGGCGGUGGUCAAUGGGUACAGCGGCAGUGACACAGUAGGAGCGGGGUUUGCACAGGCUAAGGAACACAUACGGCGUAAUCGACAGAGUCGGACCUUUUUGGUGGAGAAUGUCAUAGGAGAGAUCUGGUCUGAGCUGGAGGAAGGUGACAAGUAUGUGGUUGUGGACAGUGGUGGAGGCACCGUGGACCUGACAGUCCAUCAGAUACGGUUACCAGAGGGACACUUGAAGGAACUGUAUAAAGCAACAGGUGGACCCUAUGGAUCCUUGGGAGUAGAUUAUGAAUUUGAAAAACUUCUGUGUAAAAUAUUUGGAGAAGAUUUUAUUGAGCAAUUCAAAAUCAAACGACCUGCAGCCUGGGUUGACUUAAUGAUCGCAUUUGAGUCUCGAAAAAGAGCAGCUGCCCCAGACAGAACCAACCCACUGAACAUCACCCUGCCCUUCUCCUUUAUCGACUACUACAAGAAGUUCCGAGGGCACAGUGUGGAACACGCUCUGAGGAAGAGCAAUGUGGAUUUUGUGAAGUGGUCCUCCCAGGGCAUGCUUCGGAUGAGCCCUGAUGCCAUGAAUGCCCUCUUCAAGCCCACCAUUGACAGCAUCAUUGAGCAUCUUCGGGACCUGUUUCAGAAGCCCGAGGUAUCCACAGUCAAGUUCCUCUUCCUGGUGGGCGGCUUUGCCGAGGCGCCCCUCCUGCAGCAGGCUGUGCAUACUGCCUUCGGCGACAAGUGCCGGAUCAUCAUUCCCCAAGACGUGGGUCUCACUAUCCUCAAGGGAGCUGUCCUCUUCGGCCUAGACCCUGCCUUGAUCAAGGUGCGCCGGUCCCCGCUCACCUAUGGGGUGGGUGUGCUGAACCGGUACGUGGAGGGCAAGCACCCGCCUGAGAAGCUGCUGGUGAAGGACGGUGCACGCUGGUGCACUGAUGUCUUCGACAAGUUCAUCUCUGCCGACCAAUCUGUGGCCCUGGGGGAGCUGGUCAAGCGUAGCUACACCCCAGCCAAGCCCUCGCAGCUGGUCAUUGUCAUCAACGUCUAUAGCGCUGAGCACGACAAUGUCAGUUUCAUCACUGACCCAGGGGUGAAGAAGUGUGGCACACUCCGCCUGGAUCUCACGGGGACCAGCAGCACAGCGGUGCCAGCCCGGAGGGAGAUCCAGACCCUCAUGCAAUUUGGGGACACCGAGAUCAAGGCCACAGCCAUCGAUAUAGCCACCUCAAAGAGUGUCAAAGUGGGGAUCGACUUCUUAAAUUACUAGCCCUGCCCUGCCCUGCCCUGCCCCUUGGAUUCAGAGCAGCUGCAUCUGCUGACCUCCCCCUUCACUGUCCUCCCUGGACCUGGCCCUUGCCAUUGCCCACCUGAAUUUCAGCAGGAAACAUGGGAAGAACCAGGGCAAGAAUAACGAGAGAUUUUUUGAGGGUGCACUGGAGUCAGAAAAACAGUCAGAAAUUAAGAUUUAAGUGUGGAAAUAGGAAAUUCAAGGAUCCUAGAAGAGCAAUUAGUUUUCAUAGGCAGCAGAGUGGUGAACCAGCCACCCGACCAGGGAAUCAGUACUUUUCUGAAGCAGUGGCCAAGCUUUGCUGUGAACACAUCUCAGUUAAGUAGAAUUUAGGAUGCCCUGUUGCCAUCUUUCUAGAUUUCAAACGAGAUUUUUGAGCCAGAAGGAGUUCUUCACCUGAGAUCUUCUUAAUUUUUUGGUUAGUAGUCGAUAUAAAAUGCCACCCAUCUGCAGUUAGUUUCUUCCCAUCAUCGUGGGAUUAAAGUGGUAAUUCAGUGGGAGCUCGGAGCGUUUUUAGCUUGUGGGAGAGGACUGCCUACACUGGGCACUAUUUUAAGUUCUUGUAUAAUUUAAAUUCCAAGGAGGUUUGGUGAAGAACCCUUGGCUGACCCACUGGGAUUUGGGGGAGCAGGAGUGGUAAUACCUCAUCUUUUUAGCAGGUAAAAAUUUGCUGCAGUGGAACUAUUUUAAAGAGCUGACUUAUUCCGAAUUACAGUAGUACCCUCUUAUCUCUGGGGACCCAUGCCAAGAUCCCCAGCCUGAAGCCACAAAUAGUAUCGAAUCUUGUGGCUAUUGUGUUUUUUCUAUACUUACACAUCUGUGAGAAAGUACAGUUUAUAAAUUAGGCCCAGCAAGAGAUGGAUGACAACAACUAAUAACAAAAAUAGGACAAUUACAAAAGUAUACUGUUGUAAAAUUUAUAUGAAUGUAGUCUCUCUCUCUCUCAAAAUAUUCCUUUAUCCUGUACUGUUUUUGUUUCUGUUUUUUGGUACCGGGGAUCGAACUCGGGAUCUUUAACUUGCGAGGCAGGCGCAGGAACCACUGAGCUAAAUCCCCGGCCCUGUACUCAUUUUUGACCCAUGGUUGACUGUGGGUAACUGGAUUCACAGAAAGUGAAACUGUGGGUACGGAGAAACAACUGCAUAUGUUGUGAUGUGAUUUCUGGAAUGCCAAAUCCUGAUUUUCAUACGUAAUUCUAGUUAGCUGGGGAUUUAGCUCAGUGGUUUCGCUGCCUGCUGCGCAAGCGCAAGGACCCGAGUUUGAUCCCCAGUACCAAAAAAAUUAAAAGAGAAAAAUAAGUAAUUCUAGUUAAUCUGGUGGGAAUUUAGUGUGAGAAAACGAGGUUGCCAUUUAUCUUGUUCAUAUCACCUAGCCCAAAAGUGUAGAGUGGCCCUCUACCUUGAAAGCAUGCCAAUUUUAAAUUAACUCCCUUGCUCCUGCUCUUCCUCUUCCCCCUAAGAGUUUUGGCCAUUCAUUUUCAUAUUGAAAGGAUUGCAUUGGUGAAAUAUAAAAGAAGAAUCUAUUCCUUGAAAUGAUUCAUUAGACUUGUAUUUUCAAAUCUGCUCCAAAAUAAUGCAUAGAUCUGUACUUGAUAGGUUCAGCUGGGCUUUUUUUUUUUUUCCUGAAGCAGAUCUGUGGCUCACAGAAUUGCCUGGGUGCUUGUUAAGAGCAGGCUUCUGGAUCUGAUCUCUCUUUAACUGAAGCUAACUCGGAAGAGGAAGACCAGAAUCUGCAUUUUUUGUCUAUAUCACAAGUGAUCGCGCUUCAGUUGGAGUUUGAGAAUUACUAGCUUUAGGUUUCGUCAAAGCUGAAGCACAGAUUACAGCCUGUGCCUUCCAGGGUUCCCAUCCGAGAUCCCUUAGGGAAGAGGGUUCACCCCUCACCUCAUGCUCUUAGUGGGUGCAACUGGGCCCCCACCGAGCCUGGGGAGGGCCCUUUUAAUCUUCAUGGGCAGGUUCUAGGAGGGAAAAGAUGGUAGGAAAGGAACCUGGAGAACAGGGAUGCCUGAAGAAGUGUUGACUACAUUAUCUCCUUCUCCACUGCACAAAGCCCGUUUCCUCCAACAUUUAGGAGCCAACUGAGGAUAAAGAAUCAAGAAUCUGACUCAAUCCAUCCGAUCUGUUCAAAGCUGUCUUCUCCACCUGCUGGAAUUCAUUCCGAUUUGCAGUCACUGGAGGCAUGCAUAAUAAAUGAGUAGGGAAUGAGAAAACGAACUUCAAAUGCAAGUUGGAUUCACAAACCCAUUAUCCUAGCCAAUAUGCAGAUUUUAAAUAGCAUUUCAAAUCUCAUUUCAAUGUGUCUUCUUUUUCACAUUGCCUGCUGCAGAAUUUUCUGCUAGAAUGUGAAUCAUGAACAAAAUACAGAACUAGGGAAUAUGAAUUCUGCAACUGAGCUGUGGGAUUGUGCAUUCAGGCACCAAGGCGUAUUUGCUAGGGGUCCCCUGCUGCCCGCUCUGCUUCAAAAGCUCAAUGUCAUGAGUCCCUGUUUGGUGUUGCUAGCCAUAGUCUAGAAAUAAAACGUUUCAACUUAGUUAUGAGUAAUAUAAUUUUAGGUACAUACAAUAGUAGAAUCUUGUACAGAAUCUUUAUUUCUACAGUGUGCUUUUGUUUAAAAAAAGGAAAAUGCUUUUUAAUUUUUGUUGCUGAUAUUGCUACCCUUAAUCUUCCAGUUUCAUUUCUAAAUUGCUCUCACUAAUCAUCAGUUUGGGCUGAUAAUAAGCGAUGGACUGUGUACACAAGCUGAGCAAUAGUCAGAAGCACCUAGGAUCAGAAUACUCUGAACACACGGAUCAACAGCUUCACUGGACCUUUCCAUAGUGCAUCCUUCCCAAAGAGUCGCAGGUUAUGGUUAAAGGAACAUAUAAUAAUGUACCAAUUCUCCUGUCCAGACUUUGAGAGCUGAACAUUCCGGUUCUGUAAGCAAUGUGACUGUGCGGAAAAACUUAUGAAAACUCUUUGCGUCUGGUGGGGUUGUUGAGCUCUUCUCGUGGGGCAAAGCAGUCACUCUAAGGACUAACUUUGGUCCGCUGUGUACCCCAGGGUCAAAGGGAGGAACCAAGAGGUACAUAAACCAAGGUUUUCUGUUGGGUUGAGUGUAAGUUGAGUAAUAGAGUCAAGCCCCUCUUUCCCUGCUAGUGUAACACGCUUCCUGUAAUGCAUUAAGGGUAAUUCUUUGUCUGCUAUUUCUCUUAAAUGACCUUAUAGAAAUCUGCAGUGUUGGCAAACUGAUGAUAGGCAGGGGUGAUAGUUUUCUGGAUUUUCUUCUGGCCCCAAAGAUGUAGCCCCUUAAGGAGUCAAACUCCUUAAACAAAAUCCUUAAAUCCAUCCCUUUCCCUCACUGAAAUACUCUAGAAUAAGAGCACUGGAUGAGUAUACUUGGUCAUAUUCCUAAUCUUAGAAAGUUUCUAGAAGGCCUGUGGUCCUGACCAGUUACUCAGUUGCCCUUGGUAUAUUAUCUGAUAGUUGCCUUUCUUGGAAGCAGGACUACUGGUUUCCUUUGUGUCUGCCUUUUGAGUAUUCAGCAGGUAUUAAUACAUGCCAAGUGACAGGUUACAGACAGACAUGAUAGGAAGAGGAGGAGCCACAGGAGUGAUUUUGCAGUGUUGGCUAAGAUAAGUGUAGAUUACAGAGCCUGCCCCACCCUUAGAAUGUUAUUUAGACCAAGUUUAGCUUUUAGAGUCCAGAUCUGGUUAAUUGCCAGGGUAGCAGUGAAUCGCAUGCACCAAUAUAAACAGGAGUAAAAAUGCAUUAUUAGGUGAAGAUCGAAUUUCACAUGUAGAGAUGUAAUCGCUGUGAUUAAGCUGCAUAUGUAUGCUGGGGAACGGCUUAAGUGGAUGACUAGUAUAAAAGUUGUUGGCCAUAAUGUCACUAACACCUCUCAUUUGCUUGGAAUAUAGAACGAUAUUUUAAAAUCUCUGCCACUGGGAGUCUUGUUCACUACAAGAUAAAUCCAAACAUCACAGAACUUUGCAGCAGUUCACAACUGGACAGGAUCAUAUCUGCAAACUCUCUUGUCUUCACAGAUGUCUAAUAAAGUAAAACUCUGGAUCUCA